Messenger RNA from Cryptomeria japonica (Japanese cedar), 1833 nucleotides. RefSeq names its product PHD finger protein ALFIN-LIKE 3. Gene Ontology annotation, molecular function: transcription coregulator activity; transcription cis-regulatory region binding; histone binding. Gene Ontology annotation, biological process: regulation of DNA-templated transcription. NCBI's taxonomy places the organism in Eukaryota, Viridiplantae, Streptophyta, Pinopsida, Cupressales, Cupressaceae. Gene Ontology annotation, cellular component: nucleus. The record is from RefSeq and is a predicted model, not a curated record. The coding region runs from base 593 to 1357 and encodes 254 amino acids. The transcript is spliced from 5 exons.
GGAGUGAAUUAAAAUAAGUCUUUUCAAAACUUUUAAUUUCCUUAGCCCUCAACAAGGAGAAUGUUCUGGGGAGGUGACCAGAGGGCCAAAAGCCAUGGCGUAAAAUUUGUUGAAUUUAGCCCCCUGGUUCUUACCAGGGUUUAAAAUGGACGAUGCUCACCACCAAGGGUUUGGACCAUCUUCUACGUCACCACUCACGUGCCCAACAUUACUCCCGGAGAUUCGAACUCGGGACUCCUGAAAACCUAGAAAUAAUAACCGAGGGCUCGAGGUUUUAAGCCCCCACCCGCGGCCCCAAUGUGACCCUGGUCUUUUUAAAAACAUUUAUUCCCACCCUACUAUUUUUGCCUUUGAAUUUCUUCGCCUGAAAUUUUACAGGCGCGCCUUCGAGACUGUAAAAUCUCCCGCCUCCGCUUGCGCAGCGUCUCAAAGUUCUUCAUUUCUUUAGUCGCAGGGAUUUCCAGGCCUAAGAGUCUUGUAGAAAGUGUCAAAAUCACUUCGCAAUAAUUUAAGGGGUCUUUGUAUUUUUGCUCUAGGUUUUAGUUCGGUUUAAGUUGGGGUUUAAUUUAAUAAGGUGAGUUUAAUAUAAGAGAUGGAAGGUGGUUCGGGGCAAUACAAUCCGCGCACAGUGGAAGAAGUAUUUAAAGAUUUUAAGAGCCGCAGAGCUGGAAUAAUAAAAGCCCUUACAACAGAUGUGGACGACUUUUAUCAGCAAUGCGACCCGGAGAAAGAGAACUUAUGCCUUUAUGGAUUUCCAAAUGAGUCAUGGGAAGUCAAUCUUCCUGCUGAAGAGGUACCUCCAGAGCUUCCUGAACCUGCCUUGGGAAUCAACUUUGCAAGGGAUGGAAUGCAAGAAAAGGACUGGAUAUGUUUGGUUGCUGUUCACAGUGAUGCAUGGCUUCUUGCUGUUGCGUUUUAUUUUGGUGCAAGAUUUGGAUUUGAUAAAAAUGACAGGAGGCGACUUUUCAGCAUGAUUAAUGAACUUCCAACAAUAUUUGAGGUUGUAACUGGGAUGGCAAAACGUCCAGUGAAAGAAAAAUCUACUGGUACAAACAGUAGUAGUAAAAGCAAGGCAGGGGGAAAGAUGAGAUCAUCUGAAGUUCAGAUGAAAAUGUUGAAGACGCCACCACCUAAGGAUGAGGAUGAUGAAGAUGAUGAAGAGGAUGAAGAUGAGCAUGGAGAUACCCUGUGUGGUGCUUGUGGAGAAAAUUAUGCAUCUGACGAAUUUUGGAUCUGUUGUGAUAUUUGUGAGAAAUGGUUUCAUGGUAAAUGUGUGAAGAUUACUCCAGCCAGGGCUGAACAUAUCAAACAGUAUAAAUGCCCAUCCUGCACCAGCAAUAAAAGGGCUCGAAGUUGAAGAUAAAAAAGUGUUUUCUUUUUAGUGUCUUAGUCAACAGUUGUAAACCCCUUGAUGGUUUCAGAAGAAUGGUGAUUGCAAGCCCAAAGUGUUUGUGUGCAUUGUAGCAGUUUGAAGGAAAUUUCCUCAGGUGGCUGCAAAUGAAACCAUUCGAGGAAAAAAGUGUUAUAUAUAGCCUCUGUAUGAAUAGUGGUUAGUUCUUUGUGUGAUGUUUCAUUCUUAGUUUUUUCUUCCUUUGUUUUAAGGUUAAUUACAUGCAAAUGCUGUAAUAUUUUUUCAGUCUGGUACUGUAUAAUAGCUAUUUUGCUGAAUGCUCAAACAGGGUUCAUGGUGCAUGUGUUAGUCUAUAUAAUUUUGUCCACACCCACACUUGACACAUGUAGCAGGUUGAUUUCUUGCAUGUUAAAUAUAUUAGGGAAUACCAAGUUAUGUUGUAUAAAAGGUGCAUUUAAGAUUGUAAGUGCUUUGUGGAUUAA